AGCCUUCCUAUAUUACUGUAAUUUAUUAACUCAUCUUCACUUUAACUUCAUCCAAAGCUUUUAUUUCGACACUCUCUUCACUCUCGCUCUCAGUCAGUCCCAAGAUGGUUUCAGCUCUGGUUCCGAUGAUGAUGAUGAUGAUAAUGAUGAUGAUGGCUGUGAGCCUUGGUGGUGGGAAGUGGGCUGCAGCAGCCGAGGUACACCAUGUGGUUGGUGGUGACCGCGGCUGGGACUUGCCUUCUAACGUCGAUGCUUGGUCCUCCGGUCGAGUCUUCAGAGUCGGAGACAAACUCUGGUUCACCUACUCCGCGGCGCAGGAGAGCAUCGCCGAGGUCAAAAGCAAAGAGGAAUACGAAUCGUGCGAUGUGAGCAACGCAAUCAAGAUGUUCACGGACGGCUUAGAUAGUAUCUUGCUAGAUGGGGAAGGGAUUCGCUACUUCGUCAGCGGCAAAACCGAAAACUGCAAGAACGGCCUGAAGCUACACGUGGAAGUAGUGCCUGAUGAGCACACACGGGAGAACCCAAAAGUCACCACAUCAGAGGCUUCAGCAACGGGCUUGGCUGCUGCUCCCACAAGUCCUUCCCGAGCUUCGGUUCGUAUCAGUGAAAGUUUUGUUCUGUUUUUUGUUGGGCUUGGGCUUUGUUUCAUGGGCCUUUAAUAGGCCCAGGUUUUUUUAAAUAUUAGACAUUUCGUCGCUUGUAUUAUUAGAGAGUUGGCCCGUGUGGUUUGGCAUGUAAGAGUAAGGUUUAGAAUUAUGUAAUGGUUCAUUUUGAUUGUUCCCGACUUGGGAUACAUUGAAUGGAUCUUGUUUUGUCAUGAA
Messenger RNA from Mangifera indica (mango), 821 nucleotides. RefSeq names its product umecyanin-like. NCBI's taxonomy places the organism in Eukaryota, Viridiplantae, Streptophyta, Magnoliopsida, Sapindales, Anacardiaceae. The record is from RefSeq and is a predicted model, not a curated record. Gene Ontology annotation, cellular component: plasma membrane. The transcript has 2 exons. Bases 105 to 659 code for a protein of 184 amino acids. Gene Ontology annotation, molecular function: electron transfer activity.